AUGGGUUGCUUCUGUUCUAGAACCACCCACCAUCCCUCCCCUGACGACCUCUCUAAGCUUCACUCAGAUAACCGGGACGAGGGUGGUCAAGUCCAGGAAGUGCCAGCAUUCAAAGAAUACAGUCUGAGCGAGCUGAGAAAGGCCACAAAUGGGUUUUGUACAGAUUUUAUCGUCUCUGAAAGUGGUGAGAAAGCACCUAAUGUUGUUUAUAGAGGAAUACUUGACAACAAUCGUUUGGUGGCUGUUAAAAGGUUCUCUAAACUCGCAUGGCCUGAUGCUCAACAGUUUAUGGUGGAGGCGGCAGGAGUGGGGAAGUUGAGGCACAGGAGAUUGGUAAAUCUGAUUGGUUGCUGUACUGAAGGUGAUGAAAGAUUGUUGGUAGCCGAGUACAUGCCCAAUGGUACCCUGUCCAAGCAUCUCUUCCACUGUACUAUUCAAUGCCCUCCUCAAGUUCUUUCUAAGAAAGUGAUAGCCUCAGUUGAUAAUGUUCACGGGGAUAAGCAGCCACUAGCAUGGGAUAUGCGCAUUAGAGUUGUCCAUUUCAUUGCACAAGCACUUAAUUAUUGUAAUACAGAGAACCAGAAGAUAUUCCAUGAUUUGAAUGCAUACAGAAUACUUUUUGAUGAGGAUGGUGACCCUUGUUUGUCAAGUUUUGGCCUUAUGAAAAAUAGCCGAGAUGGGAAAAGCUACAGUACAAAUUUGGCUUACACUCCACCUGAGUUCUUGCGGACAGGCAGAGUCAUUCCAGAGAGUGUGAUCUACAGUUAUGGAACUGUUCUAUUGGACCUUUUGAGUGGAAAGCAUAUUCCUCCUAGUCGUGCCCUGGACAUAAUAAGGGGAAAAAAUGUCCUGAUUUUGAUGGAUUCAUGUUUGGAGGGGCAGUAUGCCAGCGAUGAUGCUACUAAUUUGGUUGAACUUGCUUCAAAAUGUCUUCAAUCUGAGGCUAGGGAUCGGCCUGAUCCCAAGUUUCUCCUUGCAGCAGUUGCACCACUUGAAAAACAGAAAGAGGUGAAAAUUCUCAAUCUGUUUUUCCUGUCUACAUUUUCUGACUGUUUCAUGCAUUGUUUAGGUGGCAUCUUAUACUCUCAUGGGCUUGUCAAAAAAUACAGUUAUUCGGCCAACCAUUCUUUCCCCCUUGGGAAAGCUUGUGCUAGGAUGGAUGUCACGGCUGUACAUGAUAUUUUGCUUAAAACUGGUUAUAAAGACGAAGAGGGUGCAGAAAAUGAGCUUUCAUUUCAAGAGUGGACACAGCAAGUGCAAGAUAUAUUGACCACCAAGAAAUUCGGGGAUAUUGCAUUUAGAGACAGCGAUUUCAAGAGGGCAAUUGAGUAUUAUUCAAAGUUGGUAAAUCUAAUGUCAGUUCCUUCGGCAACUAUCUUUGCAAGGAGGGCCUUCUCCUACUUGAUGAAUGGCCAAGCAGAACUAUCACUGAGGGAUGCCAUGCAGGCUCAAGUGUGCAUACCAGAGUGGCCAACUGCAUUCUACUUGCAGGCUCUUGCACUCUCAAAGCUUGGAAUGGAAACUGAUGCUAAAGACAUGCUUAAUGAUGGGGCAGUCCAGGAAAUGAAGUGGCAAAGAACAUAUAAAUAUUAG
Molecule: messenger RNA, 1593 nt
Organism: Dovyalis caffra
Lineage: Eukaryota; Viridiplantae; Streptophyta; Magnoliopsida; Malpighiales; Salicaceae
Source: the annotation of a GenBank genome assembly